AUGAAGAAUCCCCCAUCAGUUAGAAACAACAAAAAAUACUGUCGUUAUCAUCGGGAUAAUAGGCAUCACAUCGAUGAGUGUCGGGUUCUCAAGCAGGCGACCGAAAACCUUACGAAACAGGGGCACUUCAAAGAGUAUGUUGACGGCCCGACUCCCAUUUUGGAGAAGGAUCAAGAGGAACCAGGGAAGAAGUGUUGUUGUCACAAAGGACUCUACUGUAUAGGGAUCAUCUUCGGAGGAUCACACCUCAUGGGGAAUUCUCGAGGUGCCCAGGAGAGGUAUGCUCAGGAAGCCCGUCAUGACCCCGUUAGUGUAAUAAGCACGGUGUGGGAGGAGGAGAUCACCUUCUCUAAGAAAGACGCGGUACAAAUGCAUCAUCCCCAUCAUCCCCAUGAGGAUGCAUUCGUCAUCGCGCCUGAAUUAGAUCGAUGCGAAGUCCAUAGAAUGUUGUUAGACAAUGGAAGCGUUGUGAAUAUUCUGUUUCAACGAGCUUUCGAGAAAAUGCAACUGGACGAGGCAAACUUGAAGCCUGCCUCCAUCCCUCUCUAUGGUUUUACUAGGGAUCAUCUGAUUCCUAGGGGAACGAUCUUACUCUCGGUCACGUUGGGUGAAGCCGAUGAAGUGACCAAAAUGACAGAAUUUUUGGUGGUAGAUUGUCCGUCCACCUUCAAUAGCAUUUUGGGACGACCUCUACUGAGAAAUUUCAAGGUAGUCAUCUAUCUACCAUCUAAUAAUGAAGUUCCCUACCCUAACAGGGAUAGGGAAAGUAAGCAGAUCUCAACAUGA
Molecule: messenger RNA, 786 nt
Organism: Pistacia vera
Lineage: Eukaryota; Viridiplantae; Streptophyta; Magnoliopsida; Sapindales; Anacardiaceae
Exons: 1
Coding region: 1-786 (261 amino acids)
Source: RefSeq, a predicted model, not a curated record